CAGGCUCAUUGCCCGGUGCCGGGAGGAGGGUGGCUACGUUGUGUCUAUUGUAUCCCUUAGCUAGUGUUUUUGUACAAUUCUCGGGACCUGUAAUUGAGAGUGAAAAGCAUGGCUGAUGAACAAGAAAUCAUGUGCAAAUUGGAAAGCAUUAAAGAGAUCAGGAGUAAGACUCUGCAGAUGGAGAAGAUCAAAGCCCGUUUGAAGGCUGAGUUUGAGGCCCUUGAAUCUGAAGAGAGGCACCUGAAGGAAUACAAGCAGGAAAUGGACCUUCUGCUACAAGAGAAGAUGGCUCAUGUGGAGGAACUCCGAUUGAUUCAUGCUGACAUCAAUGUGAUGGAGAACACCAUCAAACAGUCUGAGAAUGACCUAAACAAGCUGCUAGAGUCUACCCGUCGGCUACAUGAUGAAUAUAAGCCAUUGAAGGAACAUGUGGAUGCCCUGCGCAUGACUUUGGGCCUACAGAGGCUCCCGGACCUGUGUGAAGAGGAAGAAAAGCUCUCCUUGGAUUACUUUGAGAAGCAGAAAGCAGAGUGGCAGACAGAGCCUCAGGAGCCUCCUAUCCCUGAGUCCUUGGCCGCUGCAGCCGCCGCUGCCCAACAACUCCAAGUAGCUAGAAAGCAGGACACUCGGCAGACAGCCACCUUCAGACAGCAGCCUCCACCUAUGAAGGCUUGCUUGUCAUGUCACCAGCAAAUUCAUCGAAAUGCACCCAUAUGCCCUCUCUGUAAAGCCAAGAGCCGGUCCAGGAACCCCAAAAAGCCAAAACGGAAGCAAGAUGAAUGAAGAAAGAGAGAGCACAUAACCCUUCUUCUAGGCCACGGUAAUUGAUGUCCUGAUGUGAAACAACCCUUUCCCACUUCAACCAAGUCUCCUAUUUAUUGUGAUGGAAGCACAACCCCUCUCUCACUUUGUUCGUACUGGUAUUUCUUUCUCAUCUUGGGAUUUCUGG
This is a messenger RNA of Chrysochloris asiatica (Cape golden mole), 949 nucleotides long. It is a transcript of the gene ZC4H2, whose product is annotated as zinc finger, C4H2 domain containing. The coding region runs from base 109 to 783 and encodes 224 amino acids. Gene Ontology annotation, biological process: positive regulation of neuron differentiation. The record is from RefSeq and is a predicted model, not a curated record. Lineage: Eukaryota; Metazoa; Chordata; Mammalia; Afrosoricida; Chrysochloridae. The transcript is spliced from 5 exons. Gene Ontology annotation, cellular component: nucleus.